AUGCAUUGGUUUACUACUUUGGUAGCGAUUAUAGCUUUCGCUGCAAUUGUUGCAAAGCAUUCAUCAGUUGCAACAUACGAUUCUUACAGCCAAGCAUUGCGUCGACGAAUUAAUGGUUACAAUGAUGACGAGCGUGGGCAGUACAAUAUGUUUUUACGACGUGUCGCGGAACAGCUAGUUGAUGAUGAAAAUAGUGGCGACAGCUUUCGCGCUACAAUGCGAAACCAUGGUGACCCAGCUGUAUGCUCAAGUCCAUGUCAAAACGGUGGCACUUGUACUGCUCCAAAUAAGUGUACAUGUCCAUCACAAUACACUGGUGCAACAUGUGGAAACCCGGUAUGCUCAACUGCAUGCCAAAACGGUGGCACUUGCACUGCUCCAAAUACAUGUACAUGUUCAUCACAAUACACUGGUGCUACAUGUGGAACGCCGGUAUGCUCAACUGCAUGCCAAAACGGUGGCACUUGCUCUGCUCCGAAUACAUGUACAUGUUCAUCGCAAUACACUGGUGCUACAUGUGGAACCCCUGUCUGCGCAAGUCCGUGCCAAAACGGUGGCACUUGUACUGCUCCAAAUACAUGUACAUGUUCAUCACAAUACACUGGUGCUACAUGUGGAACCCCUGUGUGCUCAACUGCAUGCCAAAACGGUGGCACUUGUACUGCUCCCAAUACAUGUACAUGCGCAUCGCAAUAUACUGGUGCUACAUGUGGAACCCCCGUAUGCUCAAGUCCGUGCCAACAUAGUGGCACUUGUACUGCUCCAAAUACGUGUACAUGUCCAUCGCAAUAUACUGGUGCUACAUGUGGAACCCCGGUAUGUUCAACUGCAUGCCAAAAUGGUGGCACUUGCACUGCUCCAAAUACGUGCACAUGUUCAUCGCAAUACACUGGUGCAACAUGUGGAACCCCUGUAUGCUCAAGUCCAUGCCAAAACGGUGGCGCUUGCACUGCUCCAAAUACGUGUACAUGUUCAUCACAAUACACUGGUGCAACAUGCGGAACGCCUGUGUGCUCAAGUCCAUGCCAAAAUGGUGGCGCUUGCACUGCUCCAAAUACGUGCACAUGUCCAUCGCAAUACACUGGUGUAACAUGUGGAAACCGUGCUUGGAUCAAGUUGGCAGGUCAAGGUGGAUUGAAUGUGGCCGCUUGUCCAUUUAUGAACAGUGUGGACGGCAAAAGUUUGUCACAAUGUGAGAGCGCAUGCGAGAGUACAAAUGGUUGCACUGCAAUUGACAUAAGUAGUAGUGGACAUUGUACAUUCAGACGAUGUAAUAUACAGAAUCCAUCACCUGACUCGGAUACAACGUAUACCUCGUACAUAAUGGCAGGUAUAGCUACACAUAAACGAAGAACUGAUGUUGUCACAAACCGUGCUUUUAAGGAUGAUCUUUUUCUUGAUGUUCUUCGUCGUAUCAAUGAUGCUCGCGAUGACAGUGAAGAUGAUGAUCGUCGCCCUACACCUGUAUCAAAAGCUGCAACAAAAACUGAAACAAAAACUGCACCAGCAACUGCAACAACAACUGCACGUAAGGGUGUUGGGUGUGAGUGUGGAUGACGACGAUAGGGUUGAAGAGACAUUCAUACCCAUACCCGCAGUAUUUUUGUUCAUCAUCAGUAACGAUUUAAAUAGCUAUGAAUAUUUUUAAAUAGCAGUAGACAAGUUUAAAUAGUGCUGGAGAUCAAAUAGCUGAUGAGCAGAAGAUUAAAAAGGUCUACAGCUAAGUAGAAGUCUAGUACAUAUUUUUCUUUGUGAUUUUGCAGAGAUUGUUUAUAUAACAAAAAUUGUAUCUUUUUUGAGAAUGAGCCGUACAAUUAGUCGUUACAAUGAUGGCGAGUCAGAAGGAGAAGAACUCUUUAGAGCUCUCUAUAAUACAAUUCUUAUUUUAUGUUUCAUCUAGAUCUAUCAAUAACCUCAAGAUGCACAGAGA
Molecule: messenger RNA, 1930 nt
Organism: Adineta steineri
Lineage: Eukaryota; Metazoa; Rotifera; Eurotatoria; Adinetida; Adinetidae
Source: the annotation of a GenBank genome assembly